Messenger RNA from Ylistrum balloti, 2165 nucleotides. RefSeq lists its product as uncharacterized. Bases 125 to 1600 code for a protein of 491 amino acids. Gene Ontology annotation, cellular component: cytosol. NCBI's taxonomy places the organism in Eukaryota, Metazoa, Mollusca, Bivalvia, Pectinida, Pectinidae. The transcript is spliced from 7 exons. Gene Ontology annotation, molecular function: single-stranded DNA 3'-5' DNA exonuclease activity. The record is from RefSeq and is a predicted model, not a curated record.
UUCAUGCAAUAUCAGCAAAUCUUCUUCAUAUAAGAAACAUCGCCGAAUCACCUCAGCUGCCAUUGUUUUCGACUCUAACGUGCAGCAACGAGACAAAUCUCAUGACCGUCACUUUCGCAGGAUCAUGGAUUUCAGUUACGGAAAUAUUAUUUUUCUAAUAUCAUUUGUUUUAACUACAAUUUUAGCUUAUUGUAUAAAUAGGUGGUUUUCAACAACCGAAUCAUACGAGAGUUGUUUAAAACUAUUUUAUCACUACAAAAAUUUGAUAUCAUUUUACCGGAGUUCUGGCAAAUGGAGGAAGACGCUUGACAAAAUUGACACUUCGGAAGAAACUAUUGAUACCUAUUCUUCCUACGUUGUUAGUAAUCUUGGAUCAGAUGUGGAUGAAAAAUGCCUUAGAAGACUUUUACUUUCAUCGUACAUCCGACAGAAAACAGAUUCAGAUAUCCUCAUCAAUUUUACCGUAGAUCCGAAAAACCCAUCCCUUAGAAAGGCACUUGUACAAAUACCUUAUCAUUGUACUAAGUCAUGUGAUCUACCCUCAUACAACAAUAGAGUUUUAGAUGACAGAAAAAUAUCAAUACAAGAAAUUAAGAAAAGAAAACAUUUACUAAGAAAGGAUUUUAAACGAGUUUGUCUAAAGCCAACUGUUGUAUCCGUCGGGGAAAGGGAUUAUGAAAACGAAGCGUGGAAAAUGAGCAACUUCACAGAAUAUGUGAUUAUUGAUGGUGGCAAUCAUAUUAUGGAUAUAGACAGAAGGAUUUUAUCUGAUGUCUUGUUUAACGCCAAUGAAUCAGGUAUCCAUAGUAUGGUACUCACGUGUCGGAGCUUAAAGCAGAUCAAACAUGCUGUAAAAUUGUGUGAACUCUACCCAGGAUAUAUGUUUUUCACAGCAGGUGUUCAUCCAUCUAAUAUGGAACAUUGGAAAGAGGACAGCCUAGAGAUGCUAGAGAAGUAUGCUGGACAUUCUCAAUGUGUAGCAAUAGGUGAAUGUGGCCUGUCAAAUAUUAACACAGAUAAACAGGUUGAGGUCUUCAGACAACAGAUUGAGUUGGCAUGUAAACUUGAAAAGCCCUUGUGGUUUUGCUCACUGGCAGCAGAUGACACAUUGAUACCCAUCUUACACGAGUAUAAAGAUCGACUGAAAGCAAUGUGUGUUGGCGAGUAUAUACCAUAUGGGUUGAAAAUAUUUCCACACAGAAUACCAAGACUUUGGGAACUUCUACAAAUGGGAUGUUAUGUCUCUGUGUCAUCAACUUCCAAAAAAGCUGGUGGUUAUGAGUGGACUUGGUUUAAGACCUGGCUAAAGAAAGGUUUUAUUUCUCCAUACAAGAUUAUAUUGGCCAGCAAUGCUCCAUCUACUGGUGUGCCAAAGUUAGAAUAUGAGAGGUUGUGUAAGACACUGGAACCAGAUGAAAUGAAGUACCUCCAGGAUUGUACUGUGAGUUAUCAUUAUGAUAAUUCAAUGGAAGACCUGGAGUAUGAACCGAGUAGUUUGUCUAUCUUGCUUGAGAUUAUCGCGUCCUGCAUGAACUGCCCUCCAAAAAAGCUGGCUUCUGCAUCUACCCAAAAUGCUAGAAUGUUUUUCAACUUUGAAUGAAUUUAACAUUCUUAAAAAACAUUGUCCUGCCUUCAAAUUGCCUAGUUGGGAGAUUGUAUUUUCAUGUUCAUAUUAUUCUUUAAAUCUUUCUGAUCCCGUUGUAGUUUUCUAAAUGUGUGCAGGUUUGGGUGGAUAUUGUUUCCAGCAUCAGUGGCAAGAUUUUUAUUGGUAUACUACAGUUUGUGAUUAUCAUGGUUUUUCAUGAUAAUGUGUACACAUUUUCUCUGUCACAAAACUCCGAUGAACUUUAUCAAGCAAUGACGAAACCACAGAAACGAAACGAGCUAUCGCGAUCGGUAAAAAGGACGUAUGAAAGAGGAGGCUGUCCAGAUCCAUAGCUCUUCGCAAUAUUGUGCACUGGACUCUUUUUUUUAAGUAAAAAGAAAAAUGUGUUGCACUGAGUGAUACACUGAUAAAGAUAAUGUGUUUGCGAAUUUAUGUGAAAAAUGAAGCGUUGAAAGACUUUAUAGUGACUUCAUUAAAGUUGUUACAAUUACUGAGUAAAUGUGUUCGUAAAUUUAUGUGAAAUAGUUGCAAAAUUAACGUCAAAUUCCAAUUAAACUUA